GUUAUUCCUCCGCGUGAUACUACCGCAAAAGAAUGGACAUUUCAUGGACAAUAAUUCUGGGCAGCAUAAUCGGCUUGCUGUUCCUGCUAAAUUAUAUUUUAUCGAGAGAAAGGAAUUUCGCGCAAUAUGGAAUGCCUUUUGUUCCAAAACAUUCCAUCUUCUACGACAUCAUACAGGUUCUGCUGAAGAGACUCUCUAUCGUCAACCAAACUCUGAAGAUUUAUUGGCAUGAUGAUACUGCAAAAUACAUCGGCUACCACGAGUUCUCCAAGCCUGUCAUCAUGAUCCGUGACCCUGAACUUCUGAAGAGCAUCACAGUGAAGAACUUCGAGCACUUCGUGGACCACCGUAGCUUUGGCGACCCUGAAAUGGAGCCUCUGUUCAGCAACAACUUGUUUGCUCUAAAAGGCGACAAGUGGCGGGAAAUUAGGACGCUGCUGACUCCUGCUUUCACUUCUUCAAAGAUGCGGGCCAUGUUCAUGCUGAUGUCUGAGUGCGCGAACAAUUUCACCGAGUCAUUGUUGGAGCAGAUCCAGAAAACCAACGAGUUCAACUCGAAGGACAUCUUCAGCCGCUACACCAACGACACCAUCGCAACCUGCGCUUUUGGAGUCGCCGUAGAUUCGAUGAAGAACCCGACGAACGAUUUCUACGUCCUGGGUCGAAAAGCCACCAACUUUGAAGGAAUCCAGAUGCUGAAGUUCGUUAUCACGAUGAGCUCCCCGAAGCUGGCCAAGUUUCUCCGCUUGAAGCUCUUCGAUAAAGAAGCGGAUUCGUUCUUCCUGAACCUGGUCCGUGAUACUAUCACAACGAGAGACGAGAAGAACAUUCACCGACCGGACAUGAUCCAGCUGAUGAUGGAAACCCGGAACCAAGAGCCAGGGUCCAAGAAACCAGAGCUGUCAAUCGAGAAAAUGACAUCCCAGGCCUUCAUUUUCUUCUUCGCGGGCUUCGAUACCACUUCGACCUUGAUGAGCUUCGCCGCCCACGAGAUUUCAGUGAAUACUGAUGUCCAGAAGAGGCUCCAGGAAGAAAUCGACGAGGUUCUGGAGAGAUGCGAUGGGGAUCCAAGCUACGAAGCUAUCAACGCAAUGCAGUACCUUGAAGCGGUCGUCUACGAAGCGCUGAGACUGUAUCCAGCUGCCGUCGCGGUAGAUCGCGUGUGUACCAAGGAUUUCGAACUGCCUCCUGCUGUUCCGGGAGCCAAGCCUUACAUGGUCAAGGAAGGAGAUGCGUUGAUCCUUCCUAUGUGGGCAGUUCACAGAAAUCCCAAAUACUUUCCUGAUCCGGAGAAGUUCGAUCCUGAGAGAUUCUUGGGAGAUAAGGAAGCGCUUCACAGUCCAGCGUACUUUCCCUUUGGAGUUGGACCUAGGAUGUGUAUUGGGAACAGGUUUGCCAUUUUGGAGACCAAGGUUCUGUUCUUCCAUCUCUUAGCCAAGUGCACCAUCAAGCCUGCUAAAAAGAUGAAAUUGCCGAUGAAGAUAUCCUCGAGUUCUGUCGCUGUAACUGCUGAAGGAGGAUUUUGGCUGGAAAUUCUCGCCAGGAAAGGUGUAUAA
Messenger RNA from Cotesia congregata, 1556 nucleotides. The record is from the annotation of a GenBank genome assembly. Lineage: Eukaryota; Metazoa; Arthropoda; Insecta; Hymenoptera; Braconidae.